CAGUUUGCAGAGUAUAGACGUAGGUGAAUGGGAAUUUGUGGAUUUGACAUUGGAAUCUGUUGUGGUAUGCUCACUGUGAAAUAAUAGAUAUUUCCACCCAGUUUCUGGAAGAUGCUUGUUUUGAGUGUUAUUUAAUGUGGAUAAUGAAGCCAUAUGUAAUUAUAAUUCACGUAUUUCUUAUUGCGACUCACAUGUGGGUAGCUGCACAUCUCAGAGAUGAAGUUGAAGAUAAUGAGUUUGCAGAAUUUGAAGAUUUUGAAGAAGAUGAGGAAGAAAUUCCACUGAAGGACUCACAAGAAACCAAUCAGGUGCCCAAAGCCAAAGCACCUCCAGAUCAUCCAGAAAUUGAAGAAGAAGAAGAAGAGGAGGAGGAAGAAGAAGAUGAAGCAGUAGUGGAAGAUGAUGAUGGUGAAUUUGAUCAUUUCCAAGAUGAAGAAGAGUUUGAAGGUUUUGAUACUGUUGGCCAGGGGGGCAAGCCAGAUGACAAAGAAGCACCAAAAAUUACAAUAACAAAGGUUCCACUGCACUUCAGAACUAACUGGGACAGUUUCUACCUGGAAAUGCUGAUGAUUGCUGGUUUAGUAGUUUAUGCCAUAAAUUUUUUCAGUGGAAAAAGCAAGAAUAGCAAACUAGCAAAUGCAUGGUUUAAUGCACACCGUGGCAUUCUAGAAGAGAAUUUCAGUCUUGUUGGUGAUGAUGGGAAAAUUGAAAAUGAAAAUCCUGGGCUAAUGAAAGACUCCGAGAGCAUGUAUCUAUUAUGGUGCAGUGGCCGAACAUGUUGUGAAGGAAUGCUUGUGGAACUGAAGUUACUGAAGCGCCAAGAUCUUGUUGCUGUCAUAGGACAAUUGAUGCGGCCUUCCAGUGAUCAGGUACACAUCAGGGUUGAUAUGAACAAGGAAGAUAUGGACAGUUUUGUGUUCUGUAUUGCUGCUAAGAAAACUGCUUUAAGACUUUCAAAGGAAAUGGCAGAUCUGAGUGUAUACUGUCCAGAGAGGCGUUCAGUGGAGAAAUACGGCUUGCCAGCCAGUUUUAAUUUGCUAUCUGAAAUAGCUGAAGCAUCUUCUGCUCUUUUGGAUUCAAAAGUUGUAAACGUCAUUAAAACUCACGCAGAUAUGAUUGAUUACAUUCAUUUUUCUGAUCAAUAUUCAGGCCCAAAGCAGCCAGAUGAUGCAAAUCUUACAAAAUUGCCUGAAACAAAGAAGGUAUUGUUGUUCAAUUUCAACAUGAUCGUUAAGGGAAGACAAAUAGAUGAAGCCAUGGAACAGAUGAAACCUCUUAUGAUGCUUGUUAUCUACUGCAUGGAGAAAGUUAAGAGAUUCCGUCUCAGCAGAGAGGCAAAGAAUAAAGCACAGAAAAAUAGGAACCGUGUGGAUGAGGCUUUCCUCAAGACGACACAUGCUGCAAGGGCAGAAGCAGCUGCAGCCCGCCGUGAGGAAAAGAAGAGGCAGGAGAAGGAACGUAUUUUGCAAGAAGAUGACCCGGAUAAGCAGCGCAAAUGGGAAGAUCGUGAAAUGAAACGCCAAAUGAAGAAAAAGGCGCCAAAAAUGAAGCAGUUGAAGUUAUGAGAACACUUCUCCGCCUGGGUUAUGCUUUUGUAAGUGAACAUUUAGUACUUAACUAAAAAAAGAUUUAUUUAUGAAGAAUACCAUACAUAUAUUCAUUAAUUCUUUGUAAUAAAGUAUUUUCAAAUUUUGAUACCUACCUUUAGGUCAUUUUUUAGAAUUACUUGUCAUAUUUAUUAUUGUCUUCCAAACAAAAUUUUGGAAAAUUGUAAUUAAAAAUGGAUAAAGAAAAUUAAGCAGCUAGCAUACUCAUAUUUUACAACCUGUAUUUAUGAAGUGCAAUAAAUAUAUUAUUUAUUGUG
Molecule: messenger RNA, 1864 nt
Organism: Schistocerca serialis cubense
Lineage: Eukaryota; Metazoa; Arthropoda; Insecta; Orthoptera; Acrididae
Product: PAT complex subunit CCDC47
Exons: 11
Coding region: 135-1565 (476 amino acids)
Biological process (GO): endoplasmic reticulum calcium ion homeostasis
Cellular component (GO): endoplasmic reticulum
Molecular function (GO): calcium ion binding
Source: RefSeq, a predicted model, not a curated record